CGAGCUAAUCGGUGUGGCAAAUAAAUUGGCCUACCUGGGCUGCCCUACUCGCUCCGGUGGACUGGUUGAAGAGGAGGUAAUUCCUCAACUCGGAGAAGCUGAUAUCACCAACCGCCUACACCUGUGGCGCCGAUGUCACGUCAGUUUGCCUGUCAAGUACAGUUUACACUGCCGUGAUUCUAUUGAUGAUUGCUUUAUGGAAUCCGGACGUGGCCUUUAUGCGCAGGGGUCACAUAGAAGGUGUCUGUGUUUUAAAUUCAGUUUCUCCAGGGAAUUUGUCAGGUCUAGUUUGAACAUCGGAUUAGCAAUGCCGGAUGGUUACGCCUGUUAUGGUAUUUACUCCACAUACCAGAAGAUCGUCUGCCUGAUAGAGCUAUUCUUGCUCAGCCCUGUGCUGAGUAGAGGCGGCCGAGAGGUGAAAAGUAUAAGAUCUGGCGACGAAGUACUAAAGCAGUACUCGAAAGACUCCGUCGGGUGGGCAAAUGCCACCUUCCUGGAUGGGGACUCGGGGCUCAACUCAUCAAUAAUUAGUGUCAUUGGCAAAAGUGGCCUAAUCGCGCCCAUGCUUCAUGGCUACCGUCUUCAGGUUCGGCCGCAAAGUGCGAGGGAAAAGCUAGAAAUGAGUCAGAUAUGCACUUCCGUGCUACCAAACGCCCCGCAGAUCGUUCUUGGGAAGGACUCAUCCUUCACAUUUGAUUACGUUUUCAACAUUAAUUCCGCACAAGACACGAUUUUCAAUACGUUGGCAAGGCCACUGAUAGAUGGAUGUCUUAAUGGAUACAAUGCAACUAUUCUUGCUUAUGGACAAACUGGUUCCGGAAAGACGUAUACCAUGGGCACUGGCUUUGAUCUCACAGCCAGUAACCAAGAUGCUGGCAUCAUCCCAAGAGCAGUUCAGUAUCUCUUCGCGCGUAUUUCACAGUGUCGAGCUGAAGCAGCAGAUAAACACCAGCCUGUUCCGGAAUUCAAAGUCGUUGCGCAAUUUCUAGAGCUGUAUAACGAAGAAUUGGUCGACCUCCUUGAUGCAGACCGCUCCCGCAAACCGCAUCUGCGACUGCAUGAAAACGCCCAGGGCGAUAUCUACCUGACUGGCGUAUCCACGCGCCUCGUAUCAAGUUUGAAUGAUACUCUGAAGUGUUUACGUGAUGGUUCGCUAGUGCGUAGUACGGCUAGCACAAACAUGAAUGCGCAGUCCUCACGUUCGCAUGCCAUAUUCACGCUCCAUGUUCGUCAGCAACGUCUUGUCAAGUACGAUGAGGACUCAAAUGGUCCCAGGCAGACCGAAACACAAGACUCGGAACACGAUCCAGACUCGACUGUCGUGGACCCUAUUCCGGAAUACGAGACACUGACAGCAAAAUUUCAUUUUGUAGACCUUGCUGGCAGUGAGCGGCUGAAGCGUACCGGUGCCACUGGAGAUCGGGCUAAGGAAGGUAUCUCAAUUAACCGUGGAUUGCUGGCCCUUGGUAAUGUGAUCUCAGCCCUUGGGGACAAGGCCAAGCGUGGCUGCCACGUACCGUAUCGUGAUUCAAAACUGACUAGACUUCUACAAGAUUCACUUGGCGGAAAUUCUCGGACAAUCAUGAUAGCCUGCAUCAGCCCCUCUGAUUGUGAUUUUCUCGAAACGUUGAAUACGUUAAAGUACGCCAAUCGAGCUCGUAACAUUCGGAAUCGCAUAGUGAUGAACCAGGACAAGACAAGUAAACAGCUGUCAGCGUUGCGUGCCCAACUUGCUGCCUUGCAAGAGGAACUGGACGGUUACCGACAGGGCAAACUCGUAGCGAACUCUACCGGUGGUGAUGGUGCCAGUGAUGUUUCCAAAGAGCUCGAAUUUUGGCGACGAGAGAACGAAAAGCUCCGCCUGCGAGUGAAGGCUUUGACGGUCACGGUCAGCACAUUGAAGGUUCGAAAUGCACAGCUGCUUGCAGACCUGGAAGCUAGCUCCUGGGCCUCUUCGAAAGAAAAGCUUCUGCGUGCAGCUCAAGGAGAUUCUGCAGAACGAACAUGGAANUACGAUGGCGUCUCACGUUUCACCCCCUUUAAGGUUCGAAAUGCACAGCUGCUUGCAGACCUGGAAGCUAGCUCCUGGGCCUCUUCGAAAGAAAAGCUUCUGCGUGCAGCUCAAGGAGAUUCUGCAGAACAGAACAUGGAAAGUGGGGAACUCUCUUCCCUAAAUUUGAUAGUGGGUGAAAUGGAUAGUGUUCGAGAACUGGUGGAGAAGUAUACUGUUGAAAACGAAGAACUAAGGACCAAGUUAGCGGAAGCCGAAGCGCUUGCUGAAUUCAGUCAAAGACCGCUUACGUACACUUCACCCUGUCAGCCUGGGCGCCUGGGCUUUUCGAGCGCCAACAACUUUGGUCCAUUGAACCGCGUAGCUCUGAGUAACAGCGAAUUCCCCGAUUUAGACACCAGCACAGUUGCGGCCGCGGAAGCCGGACUGUCGGCUGCCAAUACUUACCUGGAUGAUGACAUUGGAUUGGAGUCAACGAUGAUAGUAGCAUCGUCUGUUCCAGAGUCCGGCCGACACAAAUCGCAUCGUCGUCGACAUAGGCGCAAUAAGUCAAAAAGCAAAAAGACCCAACAGCAGCAACAAGAGGGUCCAGUGAUUGAUGCUCGAAAACCACUCAAUGAUUUAACACCAAAUGGUGAACCCCAUCCACCCUCUGAUUCAGCCGCAAUCAAAACUCACGAAACCGGUGCUGUAAAGGAGGAUGACAAACUUCGCGAAAAUUCCGAAGAUCUAACCAUGAAUGGAGAAUGCUAUACCGAUCUCGAAGAGGAUGAACUCACUGAACGCUACGGUGCCGGGGACGAAACAGCAAUCAACUUAUGCGAUCAUCUUGCUAUGGAGAACGAAGACCCAGACGCACUAGAGGCAACGCUUCUAGGGGAGCAAGUUGAUGAAGACGGGUUGACUCACAGUAUUAAAGCAACCGAAAAAUACGCGGAUGGUACAUUGUCGGAUGCCUCAGAUGUACAAUCUUCAUCUGAUUCUUCCGGUUCUGAUGACAGUGACGAUGAUAGCGAUGAUUCCAGCCACCAGGCUGACCCCACCGAGAAUGAAGCACAAUUACACCAGAGUAUUGCGCGGGUUUCCUCACAAAUCGAUUCAAAACAACGUCUACUGGCGGAAUUACAGGCGAAGGCAGCGCAACUCGAUCAUCUAAGACAGCACUAUGAAAGAAAAUUGAAUGAUUUGGAAACGCGCAUUCGAGAAACCGAAAAAGAACGGGACAGGGUUUUGGCCAAUUUGGAACACAUCGGGGAGGAGCGGUUACGUCGAACUCAGGAGGAAUUCCAGAAGAAACUGAGUUCGCUUCAGGAUUCGUUAAAACAGCUGCAGCAGGCAAAAAGCGACCAUACACGUCUGGAGCGGGAACAAGCAAAGAAGAACGAUGAACUUCGUCAGCUUCGUAAAGAACUAGAAGAACUAAGGCGGUACAAAGUCGACCUAGCGAAACGUUUGCAAGAAGAGACCAGGCGAACGCGCCAGCUGGAGGUCACUUCGGCUCGGCAAGUGAUGGAGCUGAAACGAGCCAAAACACAAGCAGACCACCAGAUCCGCAGUCUCGAAGCCGCUCAUAGUGCAAAGGAACGUGCCUUGCAGCAAAAGCAGGCUGAGUUGGAAGCAUUGAAGCGAAAAACGCUAGCGCAACAGCGUCAGCUGUCUUCAAUGGCCUCUAGUCGCAUGACCCGAAGCUACAUCGGAGGAACUAGUUCUCCUCGGAACACAGCAAGCAUGCGUCGUCAGGCAGCAGGUAACCUCAUGUCUACGAGUAUGCAUGCUGACGACCAGAUGCCUGCCCAAGGUCGAAUUAAUGUACGCCUUCAGCCUUCCACCUCAGUUAAAGCAAAGUGGACUCACAUUGUGAAACAAUUGGAGCUAGAAGUGCAGCGACGCCAGACCUCAUCUCGACUUGAACAUGAUCUUCAGACUUGGAUCCGUGAACGUGAGCACUUAAGUCGUCGCUUACAGCGAUUACAACGCCGUCGGGCUAGGGUUGAGGAAGCAUUACCAGAUGAACCGGAACAGGAGGACAUUACCCGUAUAACCGCCUUUGAUGAGCAGAUCCGUAACGUAACUGCCCAGUUGGAUUCGGUUCAGGAGGCCAUCCGAGAGUGCCAGACGAGCAUAAUUGAACUGGACAAAUUUGGUCCCAAAAUUGCUAAUGCUGCUCCAGCUUCGCGUGCGAAGUUCGUCUCUGCGCGUUCAGCAGUGGUCCACACAUUGUUUGCCAACUGUACACUGUCCGAAUCACGAUUUCUUCUCGGUCAGCUUUAUGAGGAUACAAUUACCCGCGCAUUACAAGUAAAUCGUCUACGGCUCAGCGAAGCCCAGCUACGAGCCACUCUUUCAGUGUGGGAACAAGAGCGUCAACAGGAACUGGAGGUGCUCCGAUUAGCAAUGCAACAUGCUGGACUACCCUUGGACACUGUGGACAAUGUCAUCUCAGUAGCCGGUUCUUCAGAGUCGAAUAAGAACGUGAACAUCUGUCCGCAUCAUGGUCCAAUGACCGGAAACACUUGCGAUUGCUGCUCGGUUACUGGUGUUACGUCGUCCGCCCCAAUCUCUUCCGAUGACUCGUCUGACGAAGAACAGAGAAAUGAAAAUCACUGGUCAUCUGCAUCGAAUCGUGCGAACGACCUAAUGUCUCAAUCUAUGUACGCAACGAUGGAACCUUCAGGCUUUUCUCGGUCAUCUAGGCGGCAUUUCUCGGAAACAGAAGAGCCUGGAUCAGACAGACCAGACACUGCUGAUGCGUCAGGUCGUCCAAUAAAGGCUCGACUCAGAGUGCUGCUUCCACAAGAUAUGCUUGGACUGUCGUCAACACAAGGUCCUCCAGGUCCUGAUUCUUCAGCUCCCGAUAUAAUGCCUCCACCGUCGAGUAGCGUUUUUCUCCGCCGAGCACGCACAGCCCUUCCACCAUUUGUCACCACCGGUGCCCAAUUGAUGUACACCCCUAGCGUUGAUUCCACGUCAGUACUCAGGAGCCAGACUGUUCCUCUCAGUGCCGGUCCAUCUCCAGCUGUUCGUCGUCGUGUCCCAACGCAAUGUGUUCAGCCCGCGAGCUCGAUGCGCCAAAACCUUCCAAUAGUUCACAGUGUACCGAGUUCCAUGUCAGCUUCCUUUACAUUGGGUUCGCAAACUACGUCGACAAAUGAGGUCCCCGAUACUAACGCUAAGCAUGAGGUGAAGUCUGGCCCAGCCGUACAAGGCAAUACAGACAUUGAUGUUUUCAACCGGCUGACUAGUGGCAUGUCCAGCUCACCACAUCCGAGUCGUGGUUCCAUACAACCAUUGCAAAGGAGUGUUCCUGCUCCUCCCAGUCCUACCUCCGGCAUUUCAGCGAACAUUGUCAGUGUCUCUCAUAGCCCACCAGCAUCCUACCGGCUAGCUGAACCCGCCACCACAAGUCCGGCUGCAUCAGUGACUGUAUCCGCGAACGGUGUACCGUCGUCCACGUCCAACCAGCCGCUGGCUGCUUUCUUCGCCAACUUGUCUGUGCAACAACCACCCAGCACAGCAGCACUUACUACGUGCAGUACUUCGACGACAUCCUUCGGUGGGAACCUACCGGGGCAAUCACUCCAAACUUCCGCUAGUUUCCGUGUCCCGAUGGAGUGCACACAUAUUGCUCGUGGACACUCGAGCGCUAUACUAGAUGUCGAGAUCGCUGGAAACUUGAUGGUAACCGGUAGCAAAGAUCGGACUGCAAAAAUCUGGGAUCUGGAGACAAUGGAGGAGGUAGAAACCCUGCGUGACCAUCCUAAUAAUGUCUGUAAAGUCCGUGUAUGUCCAGUUACCGGCCUAGUGUUUACUGUGUGCUCAUACUUUAUCAAAGUGUGGGAUAGACGGGACGCGAGGAAAUGCGUACGAACCCUGCUGUCUUCUGGUCUCAGUCAAGAUGGUGAACUGGAAAUGAAAGUGACUCGACGACAAAAUAUUUGUCCUCCCGGUGAAACGAACAUAAUGGAUGUGGCGCUUGGUGGUUCUCAUCCUGCGUUGUCACACUACAUGUUUCUGGCGACUGCAAACUCGGUGAAAUUAUGGGAUCUCAGGCGUUAUUUUGCUGUGGGAAAAUUGCAUGGGUUUCAUCAAGCUCCUGUCAUGGUCCUCGCUGCUGGUCAAACACCCGCACUGUCGUCUGCGGAUGAGCCACAACUAACUGUGGUAACAGGAUCUAAGGACCAUUACAUCAAGGUUUUCAGCGUGGGCCCAAAUGCGUCCGCCCUCUUGACACCUACUUUUGACUUAGAGCCCCCUCACUAUGACGGUAUUGAGUCUCUGGCCCUGGAUAAGAAUACUCUGUUCUCCGGAUCACGCGACGGCGUCAUUAAGAAAUGGAAUCUUGGUCGCUCUGGACGUCAAGAAGUCAUGUUGGCGCAAGCACACAAAGACUGGAUUGAGGGCUUGGCCAUAACAACUGAUGGGAUGAACUUGGUGAGUGGCUGUCGUGCUGGGACGCUGAAGUUGUGGAAUGUUGAAGACUGCACUUGCUUAGGUGAAGUACCCAACGCUCAUGAUGGAGCUAUCAAUGCAAUCCGGACCCAUGGUGAUCGUAUAUUCACUGCUGGAAGCGAAAAGCGAUGUCAGCUGCGUAUCUGGCGCAUUAAUGAUCCUUGGCUUCAUUGA
Molecule: messenger RNA, 6634 nt
Organism: Opisthorchis viverrini
Lineage: Eukaryota; Metazoa; Platyhelminthes; Trematoda; Opisthorchiida; Opisthorchiidae
Exons: 30
Biological process (GO): microtubule-based movement; mitotic spindle organization
Molecular function (GO): microtubule binding; ATP binding; microtubule motor activity
Source: RefSeq, a predicted model, not a curated record